Messenger RNA from Phanerochaete carnosa HHB-10118-sp, 3307 nucleotides. RefSeq names its product glycoside hydrolase family 37 protein. Bases 376 to 2721 code for a protein of 781 amino acids. The record is from RefSeq and is a predicted model, not a curated record. Gene Ontology annotation, molecular function: calcium ion binding; alpha,alpha-trehalase activity. The transcript has 7 exons. Gene Ontology annotation, cellular component: cytoplasm. Lineage: Eukaryota; Fungi; Basidiomycota; Agaricomycetes; Polyporales; Phanerochaetaceae. Gene Ontology annotation, biological process: trehalose catabolic process.
CGCGGUUGAGGUGAAUUCAGCGUACUCGGGCUUGGAUCGACUCGACGGUGAUUGGUUCGGCUGAAUUGUUUGGCAAGCGGAGCCGAACCGGCGAACACGGUCACUCAUCGUCACUCUUAACGCUAGAGAUAUCCGAGGUGCCUCUCCGCGUACACCUUUAACUCAAAUUUCUAUCUCUCAAGCUUCAGCCACUCUCUUUAGUAUCGCAGGUCUCGCUCAAAGCCUCUUAUUUUUCCACUUAUCCGGAUAGUCUGCGAAAAAUCGCCCGUCGGAAGGAUCUCGCAGCUCGCGUCGCGUCAAGCGCGAGCACUAUUGCUUUCUCUGAACCCCAACCACUUGCACGAGGAAUUACAAACCAAGCUUGAAUAUUCGGACAUGGCUCCAUCACUCAACCACCCAGCAGGUGUUACCUUUAUCGACGACGAGCAGCAGAGGCCGGUGCAUUCAGAAGCAGAUGAAUACUAUGGCGGCCAGGAGCAGUUUAGUCGCGGACGAACAUACAGCGCCUCUUUUGCUCACGGUUAUCACCCCAAGAGAGUCCCUCAGUUUGGCGAUGAGUGGCAUCGACGAGCUAGGCGGCUGUCUCACGAUGAGAAAAGCACUACUACUCCCCGCCGGUUCUUGAUCGAUGUAGAGGAGACCAUACGUGUCGUUCUGGAGCAAGAGGACACUGAUGGAGACUUCCAAAUCAGUAUCACCGACGCCGGCCCUAAGCUGAUACCGUUGGGCACCGCUACGAGCAACGGCUUCAAGACCUUCGAUAUCCGAGGAACGUAUAUGCUGUCCAAUUUGCUGCAAGAACUCGCUCUUGCUCGAGAUCAUGGCCGCAAGCGUAUCGUCUUGGACGAGGCUCGCCUGACGGAGAACCCUGUCGAUCGUCUCUCGCGAAUGAUCAAAAAUUCGUUCUGGCAUGCACUUACUCGUCGCAUUGACGGUGACGGUCUUGAGAUUAUCUGCGCAGACCCAAAGAACCGUACUGGACGCAUCAACCCGCGCAUCUAUGUCCCGCACGGCGAGCCAGGCAUGGCUGAGUACUACAGGAAGGUAGCGAGAGAGAAGCCUCAUCUGAAUCUCGACGUGAAAAUGUUGCCGCCGAAGUGCGACGAUCCAAACUUCGUGAAGAGUUUGAACGACAAGCCUGGUAUCUUGGCUCUUGCGAUGAACGAGGUCGAUGAUCCCAAGGGAGGAAAGACCCUGAAAGGUGUUCCUUUCAUCGUUCCCGGUGCUCGGUUCAAUGAGCUGUAUAACUGGGAUUCCUACUUCAUCUCCCUAGGUCUCCUUAUCGACGGUCAAGUAAACAUGGCGAAGGGCAUGGUUGACCACUUCAUCUUCGAGAUCAAGCAUUACGGCAAGGUCCUGAACGGCAGCCGCAGCUACUAUCUCUGUCGUACCCAGCCACCGUUCCUCACGGACAUGGCCUUGCAAAUUUACAACCAACUCGACCGCUCUGAUGUCGAGGCCAACCGUUCAUGGCUGAAGCGUGCUAUUCGGGCGGCGAUCAAGGAUUACCACACCAUCUGGGUUGCUGAACCUCGCAUGGACCCGAAGACCGGCCUGUCGAGAUAUCGCCCCGACGGCAUCGGCAUCCCUCCUGAGACCGAGGCGACGCACUUCACGCACAUCCUUGAGCCGUACGCACACAAACACGGGCUAUCGAUAAACGAGUUCAGCGAGAAGUACAACGACGGGAUCAUCAAAGAGCCCGGGCUCGACGAGUACUUUCUGCAUGACCGUGCCGUGCGCGAGUCGGGCCACGACACGACGUACCGCUUCGAGAAGCGAUGUGCGAACCUGGGCACGAUCGACCUCCAGACGCUACUGUACAAGUACGAAGUCGAUAUCGGCACUGCCAUCCGCGAGGUCUUUGACGACGAGCUCGAGCUCGACGAAGACUUCGACCUCGCGCCUUGGCCUGUCACACCCGAGACUUACGCGAACCCGCAUCGCAAGCAGUCACGCUCCCGGCCGCAGACGAGCGCGGAGUGGUUCGAGCGUGCGGAGUGGCGGAGGAGCAUCAUUGACAAGUACUGCUGGAACGAAAGCAAGAGCCUCUACUUCGACUACGACACCGUCCAGGAGAAGCAGAGCUUGUACGAGAGUGUGACCGCUUUCUGGGCUCUCUGGGCCGGUUGUGCAAGCGAGGAGCAGGCGUGGAAGCUCUUGUCGAACUCGCUGAAGAAAUUCGAGGUUCUUGGUGGUCUUGCCUCAGGAACGGAGGAGUCAAGGGGUAAGAUUUCGCUCGACCGUCCUAACCGUCAAUGGGACUACCCAUACGCAUGGCCUCCUCACCAGAUCAUGACCUGGGUUGGCCUUGAGCGGUACGGUUACCUCGAGGAGGCGCAACGACUCGCGUACCGGUGGAUGUACAUGAUGACCACUGCGUUCGUCGACUUCAACGGCGUCGUCCCCGAGAAGUUCGACGCAGUCAAGCUAUCACACCUUGUCGACGCCGAGUACGGCAACCAGGGUAUCGACUUCAAGAUGGUCCCUCGCGAAGGCUUUGGUUGGAUGAACGCUGCGUACCAGGUCGGCCUCUCCUACCUCUCAACUGGUAUGCGCCGUGCCGUCGCCGCGUGCACGAGCCCUGAGGUUUUCUUCGGCAACACUGCGAUGCUACAGCCACAGCAGACGACGUUCAACACGGACCCGCUUAACCUUGCAAUGGACACGCUCUACCUCAGCGACCCGCCCGCGCACGAGCCGAUCUCACCCUCGUACUAAUCCCGUCCCAAGACUCCUACUCUGUGCGACUGGGGUUCCGAAUCCCCAAACGAUCAGACAUACACAUUCGUCCUUUCGCUACGCCCCAUGUAAUUCCGUUGGGCCCCAGGCUUCCCGAAGCGCUUUCUACUUAUCAAGCGUCUAUCUUCUCUUCCCCGUCUUGUCUUUCUUUUGCACUUGUCACUCCCGUCGGUCAAAGUAUCUCAAAGGACAUUCCUGAGGACGUUCGCAGUAUAGAAACCCUUCCACGUAUCACAUAGAUUGUUCUCUUUCCCGCCACGUUUCCCUCUUCAAACUGUAAGUGGUAGUACAAAACGGCUCCAUACUUCUCACAUGUAACAACAAAUUACAUCUUCCACUAAUGAUGAUUACAUGGGAAUAGUUCAUCUAAUGUGGGGCAGUGCACGGAUAUGCAGCGGUGAUUAUUAUUCGGAACUACAGUGCAUUUAACGGGCAAUGAGAAUACACGCAUGUGCUACGGGCACCUACUGUUAUCGUGUAUUUGACUCGUGUUUGCGGCGCGUAUCUUCUGUGGGAAGUUGCCAAAUUCCCAACUGUAACAUUCCUGCACAUUGCCGUAAGUUCA